CCCCACACCACCCGGCCUUGGCUGGGGCAGGUCGUGGAAAAGAAAGGCGAAGGGAAGAGAGACGACCUUUCAGCGAAGGCCCCCUACGUGCCAGGCCCCUGGCCUGGCGCCUCUUGCUUCCACUGCGGCCCCGGGGCCAUGCGGAGGCCCACGAGGAGGUCGGCGGCCACGCGCAUCCCGUAGCCCAGGUGGCCCAGGUCUGCACCGCGGCGGCCUCGGCGCCAUGGAGCCCCCGUAUUCGCUGACGGCGCACUACGAUGAGUUCCAAGAGGUCAAGUACGUGAGCCGCUGCGGCGCGGGGGGCGCGCGCGGGGCCUCCCUGCCCCCGGGCUUCCCGUUGGGCGCUGCGCGCAGCGCCGCCGGGGCCCGGUCCGGGCUGCCGCGCUGGAACCGGCGCGAGGUGUGCCUGCUGUCGGGGCUGGUGUUCGCCGCUGGCCUCUGCGCCAUCCUGGCGGCUAUGCUGGCCCUGAAAUACCUGGGCCCGGUCGCGGUCGGCGGCGGCGCCUGUCCCGAGGGCUGCCCUGAGCGCAAGGCCUUCGCGCGCGCCGCUCGCUUCCUAGCCGCCAACCUGGACGCCAGCAUCGACCCAUGCCAGGACUUCUACUCGUUCGCCUGCGGCGGUUGGCUGCGGCGUCACGCCAUCCCCGACGACAAGCUCACCUAUGGCACCAUCGCGGCCAUCGGCGAGCAGAACGAGGAGCGCCUACGGCGCCUGCUGGCGCGGCCCGGGGGUGGGCCCGGCGGCGCGGCCCAGCGCAAGGUGCGCGCCUUCUUCCGCUCGUGCCUCGACAUGAGCGAGAUCGAGCGACUGGGCCCGCGACCCAUGCUGGAGGUCAUCGAGGACUGCGGGGGCUGGGACCUGGGCGGCGCGGAGGAGCGUCCAGGGGUCGCGGCGCGAUGGGACCUCAACCGGCUGCUGUACAAGGCGCAGGGCGUGUACAGCGCCGCCGCGCUCUUCUCGCUCACGGUCAGCCUGGACGACAGGAACUCCUCGCGCUACGUCAUCCGCAUUGACCAGGAUGGGCUUACCCUGCCAGAGAGGACCCUGUACCUCGCUCAGGAUGAGGAGAGUGAGAAGAUCCUGGCAGCAUACAGGGUGUUCAUGGAGCGAGUGCUCAGCCUCCUGGGUGCGGACGCUGUGGAACAGAUGGCCCAAGAGAUCCUGCAGGUGGAGCAGCGGCUGGCCAACAUCACUGUGUCAGAGUAUGACGACCUACGGCGAGAUGUCAGCUCCAUGUACAACAAGGUGACGCUGGGGCAGCUGCAGAAGAUCACCCCCCACUUGCGGUGGAAGUGGCUGCUAGACCAGAUCUUCCAGGAGGACUUCUCAGAGGAAGAGGAGGUGGUGCUGCUGGCGACAGAUUACAUGCAGCAGGUGUCCCAGCUCAUCCGCUCCACACCCCACCGGGUCCUGCACAACUACCUGGUGUGGCGCGUGGUGGUGGUCCUGAGUGAGCACCUGUCCCUGCCAUUCCGUGAGGCACUGCACGAGCUGGCACGGGAGAUGGAGGGCAGCGACAAGCCACAGGAGCUGGCCCGGGUCUGCUUGGGCCAGGCCAAUCGCCACUUUGGCAUGGCGCUUGGCUCCCUCUUUGUACACGAGCACUUCUCAGCUGCCAGCAAAGCCAAGGUACAGCAGCUGGUGGAAGACAUCAAGUACAUCCUGGGCCAGCGCCUGGAGGAGCUGGACUGGAUGGACGCUGAGACCAGGGCUGCUGCUCAGGCCAAGCUCCAGUCCAUGAUGGUGAUGGUGGGCUACCCGGACUUCCUGCUGAAACCCGAUGCUGUGGACAAGGAGUAUGAGUUUGAGGUCCAUGAGAAGACCUACUUCAAGAACAUCUUGAACAGCAUCCGCUUCAGCAUCCAGCUCUCAGUUAAGAAGAUUCGGCAGGAGGUGGACAAGUCCACGUGGCUGCUCCCCCCACAGGCGCUCAAUGCCUACUAUCUACCCAACAAGAACCAGAUGGUGUUCCCUGCGGGCAUCCUGCAGCCCACCCUGUACGACCCUGACUUCCCACAGUCUCUCAACUACGGAGGCAUCGGCACCAUCAUUGGACAUGAGCUGACCCACGGCUACGACGACUGGGGGGGCCAGUAUGACCGCUCAGGGAACCUGCUGCACUGGUGGACCGAGGCCUCCUACAGCCGCUUCCUGCGAAAGGCCGAGUGCAUCGUCCGUCUCUACGACAAUUUCACUGUCUACAACCAGCGGGUGAACGGGAAACACACGCUUGGGGAGAACAUCGCAGAUAUGGGCGGCCUCAAGCUGGCCUACCACGCCUAUCAGAAGUGGGUGCGGGAGCACGGCCCAGAGCACCCACUGCCCCGGCUCAAGUACACACACGACCAGCUCUUCUUCAUUGCUUUUGCCCAGAACUGGUGCAUCAAGCGGCGGUCGCAGUCCAUCUACCUGCAGGUGCUGACCGACAAGCAUGCCCCCGAGCACUACAGGGUGCUGGGCAGUGUGUCCCAGUUUGAGGAGUUCGGCCGGGCUUUCCACUGUCCCAAGGACUCGCCCAUGAACCCUGCCCACAAGUGUUCUGUGUGGUGAGCCUGGCUGCCCGCCUGCACGCCCCCACUGCCCCCGCACGAAUCUCCUCCUGCUGGCUACCGGGGCAGGCAUGCACCCGGUGCCAGCCCCGCUCUGGGCACCACCUGCCUUCCAGCCCCUCCAGGACCCGGCCCCCCCUGCUGCCCCUCACUUCAGGAGGGGCCUGGAGCAGGGGUGAGGCUGGACUUUGGGGGGCUGUGAGGGAAAUAUGCUGGGGUCCCCAGAUUCUGCUCUAAGGGGGCCAGACCCUCUGCCAGGCUGGAUUGUACGGGCCCCACCUUCGCUGUGUUCUUGCCGCAAAGUCUGGUCAAUAAAUCACUGUACUGUU
This is a messenger RNA of Symphalangus syndactylus (siamang), 2879 nucleotides long. It is a transcript of the gene ECEL1, whose product is annotated as endothelin converting enzyme like 1. Gene Ontology annotation, cellular component: plasma membrane. Gene Ontology annotation, biological process: protein processing. The record is from RefSeq and is a predicted model, not a curated record. Lineage: Eukaryota; Metazoa; Chordata; Mammalia; Primates; Hylobatidae. Gene Ontology annotation, molecular function: metalloendopeptidase activity.